Messenger RNA from Raphanus sativus (radish), 1396 nucleotides. RefSeq names its product ribosomal RNA-processing protein 14. Gene Ontology annotation, molecular function: DNA binding; RNA binding. The record is from RefSeq and is a predicted model, not a curated record. The transcript has 2 exons. Gene Ontology annotation, cellular component: nucleolus. Gene Ontology annotation, biological process: ribosomal large subunit biogenesis; ribosomal small subunit biogenesis. The coding region runs from base 139 to 1173 and encodes 344 amino acids. NCBI's taxonomy places the organism in Eukaryota, Viridiplantae, Streptophyta, Magnoliopsida, Brassicales, Brassicaceae.
AGGUUAUUUCGAUUUCGGUAAACCAAACCGUUGAUAGACGGUAGUUACAUAACCAUUCGAACCCUAAACUUUUCUAAGCAACCUUCUUCUUCUUCUGCUUCUUCUCUCUGUCGCCGUUGCUUCGCCAUCCUCGUACCAAUGGCAAAGAAAAAGGUGAAAGUUGUUGAUUCUGGAUUGGAUACUAUUAAGGCAAUGGUUCAUCAGCACGGUGAAUUUUUCGACACAAUGGUGGAGCUCAUCCCCGCGAGAUUCUACUUACCUGAUGAGACGGAGAGGAAGUGGUUUCCAGGUCUUAGCAAGGCUCAGAAAGCUAGAGCCAAGAAGAAAACAACCGAGAAUCUAAAGAAAGCGAGGAGGGACAGGUUGGAUCCUGAGAAGUCUGCUUUGACUACUCUUGAUUUGCUGAAACGGAAGAUAGAAGAGGAGAAGAAGUUGAGUCAUGAGAUUGCUGCUGCUGAUGAUGAUGAUGGCAGUGAGGAGGAAGCUGAUAACAAGAAGGCUAAGACUGAUUCGGCUACUUACGAGGAGCUGAGGCAACGUCUCCACCGCAAGAUUGAUGCGCUUAAAGGUGGUCGUGGGGGUUCAGAUAGACCGAGAAGUCAUGAAAAGAGGAAGAAGAUUGUGCCUAAUAAGAGAAAGAGGGAGGAGAAGACUGUGGAGGAGGAGAGUAAGUUAGCAGAUAAAGGUAAGGGUAAGUUGGAUGUGGAAGAGGCUGCUAAGGACCUUACGUACGGUUACGUCAAGAUCGAUGACGAUGAGGAACACGGAAAGGGUACAAAGAAGCGGAGGCUUUCCAAGUCUAGAGAGCUCGAAAGGGCUUUGAAGCUAGAGGCUGCAAAGAAGGAUCCAGAGAAAGGCGAAGUGAUAGCGAAGAAACACUCUUGGCAGGCGGCUACAAGCAGAGCAGCUGGUAUCAAGGUUCACGACGAUCCGAAGCUACUGAAGCAGAGCAUCCACAAGGAGAAGAAGAGGCAGGAGAAGAACGCAGAGAAGUGGAAGGAGAGAGUUGAAGGGCAGCAGAAGGUUAGAGUUGAGAAGCAGCAGAAGAGAUCAGGGAACAUUGCGGAGAGGAUUGAGCAGAAUAAGAUGAGGAAGAUCGCUAAGAGGGAGAAGAAGCUCCUUCGCCCUGGCUUUGAAGGUCGUAAAGAAGGGGUUAUCAAUGAUGGCAAGUAAAAAAACUCAAAUUCUUCCAAUGAUCUGAUCAUCAUCAUCUCAAAGGCUGUGGAGAGCAUCUUUUGCUGUUUUGGGAAUUUUCGUGUAGUCAAAGUCCCUAGCAAUAUCAGUUAUGUUUUUUAGUUCGUUUUGUUUUGCAGUUUGCAGACUUUAUCAAAUGUUUGUUACACAAUGUGUUCCUUCAAGUUAAUGGUCUUAUCAAGUUUUGAUAUAGAAUUUAACU